Mauremys mutica (yellowpond turtle) is the source of this 3290-nucleotide messenger RNA. It is a transcript of the gene MAP2K7, whose product is annotated as mitogen-activated protein kinase kinase 7. The record is from RefSeq and is a predicted model, not a curated record. Bases 20 to 2968 code for a protein of 982 amino acids. Lineage: Eukaryota; Metazoa; Chordata; Testudines; Geoemydidae. Gene Ontology annotation, molecular function: ATP binding; protein kinase activity. Gene Ontology annotation, biological process: protein phosphorylation. The transcript has 22 exons.
CGCUGGCUCCGGGGGGAAGAUGGCGGCGUCCUCGCUGGAGCAGAAGCUGUCCCGCCUGGAGGCCAAGCUGAAGCAGGAGAACCGGGAGGCCCGGCGGAAGAUCGACCUGAACCUGGAGAUCAGCCCAGCCCGGGCCCGGCCCAUUAUUGUGAUCACUCUAAGCCCUGCUCCCGCUCCGUCCCAACGAGCAGCCCUGCAGCUCCCCCUGGCGAACGAUGGCAGCAGCCGCUCCUCUUCCUCGGAGAACUCUCCCCAGCAUCAAACGCACCAGCCGCGCCGCCCCCUGCUGGGCCUGCCCCAGCCGUCCUUCCCCAUCCCCAGGAGCAUGGAGAGUAUAGAGAUAGACCAGAAGCUGCAGGAAAUCAUGAAGCAAACGGGUUACCUGACCAUAGGAGGGCAGCGAUACCAAGCAGAGAUCAAUGACCUGGAGAACCUGGGCGAGAUCGGCAGCGGGACGUGCGGUCAGGUGUGGAAGAUGCGGUUCAAGAAAACGGGACACAUCAUAGCCGUGAAGCAAAUGCGCCGCUCAGGUAACAAGGAGGAGAACAAGAGGAUCCUGAUGGACCUGGAUGUGGUGUUGAAAAGCCACGACUGCCCCUACAUUGUCCAGUGCUUCGGGACCUUCAUCACCAAUACAGACGUCUUCAUUGCCAUGGAGCUGAUGGGCACAUGUGCGGAGAAGCUCAAGAAACGCAUCCAGGGGCCCAUCCCCGAGAGGAUCCUGGGGAAGAUGACGGUGGCGAUCGUCAAGGCGCUCUACUACCUGAAGGAGAAGCACGGCGUCAUCCACCGGGACGUCAAACCCUCCAACAUUCUGCUAGACGAGAGAGGGCAGAUCAAGCUGUGUGACUUCGGGAUCAGCGGGAGGCUGGUGGACUCGAAGGCCAAGACCCGGAGUGCGGGCUGCGCGGCGUACAUGGCGCCUGAAAGGAUAGACCCUCCUGAUCCCACCAAACCAGACUACGAUAUCCGAGCGGAUGUAUGGAGCCUGGGCAUCUCGCUGGUCGAAUUGGCUACCGGUCAGUUUCCCUACAAGAACUGUAAAACGGACUUUGAGGUGCUCACCAAGGUCUUGCAGGAAGAUCCUCCCCUGCUCCCAAACAACAUGAGCUUCUCCGUGGACUUUCAGUCCUUCGUUAAAGACUGCCUUACUAAAGAUCACAGGAAGAGACCAAAGUACAACAAGCUACUUGAACACAACUUCAUCAAGCGUUACGAGACACUGGAAGUGGACGUGGCGUCUUGGUUCAAAGACGUCAUGGCCAAGACAGAGUCGCCCCGCACGAGCAGCAUCCUCAGCCAGCACCACCUGCCUUUCUUCACCAGGACCAGCUCCCCCAUCCCCCCGUCAGAUCGGGGAACCCCGCACACCGGGACCGCGGGGGAUGGCGGCAGCUUGGAGCCUGAUCCUCCUGCUGCUGCUGCUGUGGGGCCAGUCAGCAGCCGCCCGGCACUGGGCCCUGUGCCGGCCCGGCCUGCUGUCCGCUCGCCACCCUGUGCUGGGCUUCUGGGAGCAGAUCCGUGCAGGCUCGGGCUGCGCCAGCCGGGGGCGCUCAGCCUCGGGCCGGGAGGUGCAUGUACUCAUCCUACGGGGCCCAGUGGGGAGAAUGGGGGCCAGACAGGUGAGCCUAGAACUGGGCCCAGCCCCCCCUGGCAGAGCCCCCAUCUUCGUGCUCAGCUCCCCGGCGCCCGUGGUCUGGAGCCUCCAAACAGCCCAGGUGGCUCUUGGGGAGCAAUGGACCUUCCAGAUGGGGUCUCGCCAGGCGUCUGCAAACUUCGCAGGAACUUCCUCUCCCCGACCCACUUUGCCUCCGGCCUCCGACCACGGCCCCUGUGGGGCUGCCUGACCUCUGACCCCCCUUCAGACCCUGAAGUUCAUGUCAUCCUCUCCAAAGGAGCCAGGCCCCGGCCCCCAGCCCAUCUCACUGUGGAGCUCCAAGCGCCCGGAGGCUGCUGCUCCCCCCGGCGGGAGCUGAUCGUGGUGCUGAAGAGUGAGGCGGCCACCAGCUGGCUGGUCCGAAUCCCCCACCUGGCCGGGCGCCUGCGAGUCCUGGCAUCCCACGAGGUCUCGGUCAGCGGCACAGAACCAGAACCGGACCUGGCUGUGAGCAGCAGCAUGUCCCUGGGCCUGGCCUAUGCCAGUGACCCCAUGGCCUGGGCAAUGGAGCAGGGACUGCCUGGGGUCACAUCUUACACAGAGGCCGAGCAGGUGAACAGGUUCCUGGUCAUUCUAGGGCUAGAUGGGGACGCCAAGGCCCCCCACCCCUCCAUCCCGCUCCCCAGACCCGCCAAGAUCUCCCCCAUGGUCUGGGAGAGAAGCCGGGCAGCCCCAGGAGGUGGGAGAACUGUGAGGCUGGCGGGAGCUCUGUCUGUGGCGUGUCUGAGCGAGAGGGUGGCCAUUUAUGUCAACAAGGACAUGCUCCAGGCUGCCAGACUCUCCCCAGCCCGAGUGACCCUGCGGGACCCCAGCUGUGCAGCCCAGUCCAAUGGCACCCACUUCCUGCUGGAGUCCCCCCUGGCCGGCUGCGGCGCCCUGCGCAUCCCGGCCCUGGACCCCACCUCGGGCGUCGGGCGGUACCAGAACGCGGUGGUGCUCUGGGGCAGCGGGCCAGGGGCAGCGCCCGGGGGUCCCCCGCUCCCGGUGGGACAGGCUGAAGAUAGCUCGGAGUCCAUUGAGUUCUCCUGCUCCUCCCCAGCCCUGAGUGAGCCAUCCCGCUCUGCUGAACCCAUCCCGGAUCUGCCCCUCCACCUGGGCCGUGUCUUGCUCAGCCUGGAGGUCUACAGCUCCGAGGCUUUCGCCAAGGCCCAGGGACCCUGCACGGUGCCGGCCAACAGCCGCGUCUUUGUGGAAGUAACUGGCGGGGAGGCACCAUCCAGCCCCAUGGCACUGGGAUCCCCCUCCCCUCUGCCCCAGCAAGCCUGGGGCUUUGCCCAGGGCCACAUCACCUACGGGAGGGCACAUCUCUGAGGGGCUGCGCUAGCCAGGUUCCCCCCCCCCCACCAGGCUGGUUAACCUGCUGGAGCUGUGGGGUCCUGUCCCCCAGGCCUCUUCAAAACCCACAGGGGGAUUGAUCCAGGCUCUGGGGCAGGAGCUGUAGAGAAAAUUACAGUAUUAACCUGGCAGGAGGUGAGAUUGGUGGUGUUAGAGCAGGGGGCAGGACUCCUGGGUUCUAUCCCCAGUUCUGGGAGGGGAGCAGGAUCAGGGAUUAGAAUGGGGGUGGGUAACAGGACUCCUGGGUUCUAUCCCCAGUUCUGGGAGGGGAGCAGGAUCAGGGAUUAGAACGGGUGUG